AGCUGAGCACUUGGACAUCAAAGCGGUGGUGUGUUGUUCCCUCUUCAAGCUGAGAAGAAUGUCAUGGGAGAAUGACCCUGCGAGAGGCCGAUGUGGCCUCAGGACGAUGUGGAGCCACCUGAGAAGAGAGAUGGAGCUGCUGUGAUGGCUUGAAAUGUACUAUACCGCCACCCGCAGGACUGGAGUCAAACAUCACAGUGCAGGACGUCAGACCUUUUGAAUCAAAGAGCAUAUUUAGUUCUUAGCAAAGAUGUGGUAAGACCAGAAUUUUACCUCAUCCUACAAAAUGAUCUUUUUACGGAGCCCAAAUAGGCCUUACCAUUCAUCAGAGGUCACGCAGAUAGACAGGUAGCUCUUUCCUAGCCAUCAAUCUUGGCCCCGAGCUGAUGGGAGGCUGUGCGUUCUGAGAGCGGGCUUGCUCAGACUCAGACCGUCUCGUCGCCCCGACAAGAGGUCUUGCCAUGAUAUGUCAUCAGCCAUACACCAACAGCUACAUGUAAGGAGGCCUGUGGCACAUAAUGGGGUGACAGUUUGCUGCUGAAGGCCAAUCAAGAGAGAGCGAGAGAGAGAGAGCUUCCAGACAGAAGACAUGCCAGUGAAGCUCUGCGAGCAGGAGGUGUUUGACGAGCCAUGUCAGAUCCUCUCCUGAUGUUUGCUUCUUUUGCUUUUACUGGAUUUCUUUGGAGCCUCCAGCUGCUGUGGACAUGAAACGGAGAUUUAAAGAGAACAUCUUUCCUUCCGAGGGUGGAAUUUUAGUGCAGGUUCUCCAACAGAACUCAUGAAAGCAUCUUCUUCAUUGUGUGGACUUGCUCAGGAUGUCUAUGGCUCUCAUGCCUGACACUUUCAAUGGCCCGACGGACGCGUCCAAAUCUGCAUUUCUAGAGUUCGGACACGGACACCCGGCUCACCAGCAGCGCUCCCCCGGGCUGCCGCAUCACAUUUACCCCGUGCACGGCUUGCACGCUGCCGGCCAUUCGCAGCACGACGGCUCCUUCCCGGCCAGCGCGCCCUAUGGCCGCUCCUUGGGUUACGCCUACCCCGGCGCCGUGAAUCCUCAUCCAGCGUCUGCUUACAUGUCCUACCAGCACAGCAACAGCAGCCCCGGCAGCAGCAACAGCAGUUUGAGUCUGCACGGCAGAUUAGAGCACGCAGAUCACGACAAGUCAACUGCUCUUGAAAACCGGGACGUUCGUUUAAAUGGCAAAGGGAAGAAAAUCCGCAAACCCCGAACCAUCUACUCGAGUCUGCAGCUCCAAGCUCUGCACCAGCGCUUCCAACAGACCCAGUACUUGGCCCUCCCUGAGCGCGCGGACCUCGCCGCCAAACUGGGACUCACUCAGACCCAGGUGAAAAUCUGGUUUCAAAACAAACGCUCCAAGUACAAAAAGAUCAUGAAGCAUGGAAGCGGACCAGAAGGGGAACACCUAAGCAGCACCAGCUCAGCCUCCCCCUGCUCCCCUCAUGGGAUGCCCCAGCUUUGGGAUGUGUCCAUGCAGGCGAACAAAGGCGGAGGCCCGGUGUACCCCAACAAUUACAUGAACACUUUGGGUCACUGGUACCCCAACCAGCAUGCCCACCAGGACGGCAUAUCCAGGCAUCAGAUGAUUGGCGGACAGCUGCUGGAAGGUUUUCCAUCGUCGCGUUGGCCUGGCCACGGAGCUCUCGACCUCCACCUCAACCCGCGUUGUUGCCCCCCCCCAAGAGACAAGUGCUGACACCCCGCUGCUGCAUGAAGGAGGUACACCCAUAAGAAGACUCUCUGUUGUUUGAAGCUUCUCUGGCCCCAACGCCAAGCUGAAAAACAGGUGCCACUGGACAGUGGGAGAGUUCCGAGCCACGCCUUCCUCCUCGGGGCUAUACAUUCCUGGGCUUUGCACGAACCCGAGACCUGAAGAGCAGCAAGACCUCAUGAGGGUCGCAAAACCCCCUCCCAUGCAGCCAUGUCCUUCAUAUUUCAAGACACAGACUAGGCUGGCGUGCAGCGUCCUCCACGUUCACACACGAAUUUCAUCCGUGCCAGCCGGUUCCAGUUACAACGGG
Doryrhamphus excisus (bluestripe pipefish) is the source of this 2040-nucleotide messenger RNA. The record is from RefSeq and is a predicted model, not a curated record. NCBI's taxonomy places the organism in Eukaryota, Metazoa, Chordata, Actinopteri, Syngnathiformes, Syngnathidae.